CAGAUAAACCUAGUUUCAGUUUCAGAUUCCAGAUCAAUCAUCCAACAUGAAAAUAUUGGCUCUCGUCGCUCUUUUGGCUUGUGGUGCCUUCGCCGCAGGAGGACCUCAAUGUCAAGCUCCAAACGGUGGUGGUCUCCAACCUAUCUUGGAAGAAUUCAUCUCCAUGAGCCCAAUCCAAAAGAUUUUGGAACUCCUCUUCACUUCCAUGACCUCUGAUCCAGAAACCCAAGCCGUCAUGGAAUACUUGUCAUCAUUCGAAUUCCACCAAAUCCUCAUCAUGUUCCAAAAUCGCCCAGAAUUCAAAUCGCUUCUGGACUUCGCCUGUAACGAUUUAUACAUCGAUGUUGCCUACUACUUCAACGUGUUGGCCUUUAUUUUCGGAUUCCCAGAAGCCCGUGCUCACCCACGUGUCAUCGCCCGUGGUGGUGGAUUCCAUGGACUCUUGCGGGAAAUCCUUGAUCUGAUCCCACUCGAUGACCUCAAAGCCCUUUGGGAUGAAAAGUUGGCCACCGAUUGCUGUGUCCAAUUAACUUUCAAAAAGAUGAACUCUGACGAAUUCAGAUCUAUUGUUAACGCUCUCAAAGGCAAUGACGCCUACAUUGACAUGAAUGAACAUCUUCGUGGAUUGGGAGUUGACGUUGAUCUCAUCAUUGACACCAUUAACAGGAUCUUCCACUAAAUAACUGUACUUUUGUUAAUACUUAAUAAAUCAAAUGAAUUGUA
This is a messenger RNA of Hermetia illucens (black soldier fly), 723 nucleotides long. RefSeq lists its product as uncharacterized. NCBI's taxonomy places the organism in Eukaryota, Metazoa, Arthropoda, Insecta, Diptera, Stratiomyidae. The transcript has a single exon. Bases 47 to 679 code for a protein of 210 amino acids. The record is from RefSeq and is a predicted model, not a curated record.